AUGUCCCAACAGCGGCAGGUUGCUGCCAAAUUGGGUGAAGUGGCCUUCGAUAGUGGCGAGAAGGCAAGCGCUGAAUUUUUCGCCAUUACGUACGGCGCGCUUGUCCAGCAGAUGAUUACGGACCUUCCCCAAGCCGAUGAUGUAGAGGUUGUCAAUCAGCAACUGGACACGAUGGGCCGGCGGAUUGGCUCGCGACUGGUGGAAGAAUACAGCGCCCGGAGCGGCGCCCCCGCCUGUCGCACGUUUGCGCAAGCGGCAGAUGCUGUUGCAAUUGUAGGAAUAAAAAUGUUUCUUAAUGUUAACGCAACGGUACAACCUGCGGAGGAAAGUGGGGGUGACACAUUUACGUUAACUUUUGCAGAUAACCCGCUUGCGCUCUUUGUGGAACUGCCUGAGGGUCCUGUGCGUCAGCGCUUGUGGUAUUCGAAUGUUAUUUGUGGUGUUAUUGUCGGUGCGCUUUCUAUGGUAGGGUUUAUUGCAGAAGCGACGUUUGUAAGGGACACCCUGCGCGGUGAUGCAACGAAUGAGAUACUACUGUCCUUCAAGGGGAGGGAGAAGGAAACCUUUAAGGUUGAACAAUAG
Molecule: messenger RNA, 582 nt
Organism: Trypanosoma brucei brucei TREU927
Lineage: Eukaryota; Euglenozoa; Kinetoplastea; Trypanosomatida; Trypanosomatidae
Product: trafficking protein particle complex subunit 3, putative
Exons: 1
Coding region: 1-582 (193 amino acids)
Biological process (GO): intra-Golgi vesicle-mediated transport; endoplasmic reticulum to Golgi vesicle-mediated transport
Cellular component (GO): cytosol; TRAPP complex; cis-Golgi network membrane
Source: RefSeq, a predicted model, not a curated record